UUGGGUACCAAUUAAGAUGUCUAGUUCUUUCUGUUUAGAACUGCGUCGAUUCCGGCCGAUCUGACGACUUUGGUGGAAGAUUGCCCUGAAGGAAAUUUCGCAGAAGUCAAAUGGCCAAGGCUUGUGUUUCGCGUUUGCUUGCGAGGAGCGAAAGGUCAACGCAAAAUGCCCGGAGACGGCGGUGAUCAGUCUACGUUUCAUCCUGUGCCCAUUUCAAAAUCAUAGUGUUGAUCGCAGCCGGGAUCCCGAGAGCCGCAAGAAGCUCGAACCCGGACAGAAACUUCUGGGGUAGUCGUCUCCUCUUUGGUGGACACAUGCGAAACCAGUCCAGUCCUUCCUGGCACACAAAAUGCAGUUCGAUUGGAUGUGCCUGGUACAUCUAGCAUGGACGUUUCACCUUCAGACAUAAUUGGCUCAACAUCUCAGGAAGAAGUAGAGUGGCAUCACCAAUGCUUGGGGUCGACUCUCCGCCUCACACCGCUCCCAGUGACCACCGUCGCUACACAUCCCAUACCUCUGGGCAAGGACGUCCACGGAAACAGAGGUUGCCAAGAACAGCCUCUCUAAUUUCUAGACUGCAGGAUACAAGGGACAGCCUGAAGAGAUCCUUGGUUAGGAGCAAAAAGGGCGCAUCAUUCUGAGCAGUUUAACGAAAUAUGACAUAGUACAGGGUGCAUGACGUUGCUUGUCAAAAGAAUCACUAGAUAUAUAUUUCGUGUGCAGCUCUACCUGCAGCCUUUAGACAAGUUUGCUCGGAGGUGGCCACCAGAAUUCAGGGGAUCUGCACUUAGUUUGCACUUUCGGAGCCCUCAGCCAUUUCGCUACCUGAGCAGUUCGCUGACUUUACCAUCUGAGAGUACCUUGAGGAACUGGCUGAAAGAGAUCACUGUGGAACCUGAAGUCAUGUCUCCGGUCCUUGAAGGAUUGAAGAAAAGACUUCAAAGGUUACCUGAGAAGGAUCGGACAUGCUGCAUAAUAUUCGAUGAAAUGUCCAUUAAAGAACAUCUGCAGUACGACUCUAUGUCAGACACCGUAUAUGGUUUCGUGGACACAGGGAAGCAAAAGAACUCCCAGAUGGCGAAUUCGGCAUUGCUUGUCGUGCUCUCAGGGGUAACAAGCUCUUGGGUUUGAACCAUUGUCAUAUUUGUUUUCAAAGUCUAUUGUGUCAGCAGAUAUACUGAAUGAUUUAAUCUAUGAUCUGAUUCAGCAGCUUCAUGCAAUCAACCUUUUUGUGAAAGCGGUUGUCUGUGAUCAAAGUGCCAGCAACAGCGCACUGUCUAGAAAGCUUGACGUUUCCCCAUCAAAACCAUAUUUCUCAGUCAAUGGCUGUAAGGUGUACUUUAUUUUUGAUCCACCUCACUUGAUGAAGACCACACGCAGCCUUCUGUUGAAGCAUGACCUUCAGAUUGGAAAUGCUGAACAAACGGUCCAGUGGUCCUUCAUCAAACAGUUCCAUGAAUCAGACCACCCUCUAAAACUCCGACUGGCACCCAAGCUCACAGACCAUCACAUUAUGCAUACAGUUUUCAACCGUAUGAGGGUGAAACCUGCAACACAAGUACUGAGUGAUAGUGUUUCCACUGGGACCGCUGCCCUUAUCUGCAUGGGGUGUAUGCCCCCAGCAGCCACUGCGACUGCAGAUUUCUUUCUCAAGGUGGAUGUUCUGUUCGACUGUUUGAACAGUUCAUCUGUCGAGCAAGGUGAGCACAAAAAAUGAAGUAUGCAAUGAAAGAUUCCACAAAUCAUAAGGAGUCACUAGAGUCCCAGUGGAUUGCACAGUGGAAGUUUGACGGUGACAGGGAACCUCCUACUGUAAGGGGGCGGCAAAUCACAAUCAGCGCAGUACUUGUGUUGUGCGGGACCGUCACCAGAAUUUAGAUUUUGAGCACCUGCUGACACGGUGGCUCAACCAGGACCCCGUGGAAAACAUGUUUGGUCAGUUCCGACAAAUGCACGGGAGCAAUGAGACACCGAACGCGUUUCAAUUUGUUGCAGGCCUCAAGCAUACCCUCACAGGGAGGCUCAUCAAACUUCCCAGUUGAGGGAAUUGCGAGGCUCAUACAACUGAGCUUCUAAAUGAACUAUUGCCCAAGCCGGCUUCCUCAGCUGCAAGCAUUCCUUGUGAACCGUCUUGCUCAGAAGGAAAGCCUGCAGGUGAAGAAAUAGAGACUGAACAUGAGAUGCAUGCUGUGCAGGAGCCAUGUGGCAUUGUUGAGGCUACUGCACAGUAUGCAUACUCGGGGCCACACUGUUUUUUAAAGACCUCAGAGUGCACUGCCUGCCAAAACUGCAGCAACUGCAAAAGGCUGCAGAAGGAGGACGACAGAAAGCAGAAGGUUUGCUUUCCAAUUUCUAAAGUGAGUCUCAUGCCUCUGAGAGCUACUUUCGCGCACCAUCCGAUGCUUUUUUCCAAUACUUUUGCAAGGUAGAGGGUAUCUUUCAAGCAAAAGUUGAAGAUGUUCUUCACAAAAAGGGGGUAAAGCAGUGUCGUAUGAGCCGAUAAAGAGGCCGACGACGAUAGUGUGUUGAGGUGCAUGGACAUUCUAUCCACGUGCCGAGGUUUGCUGUUCGGGGGAAAUUUUGUACGUUGUCACUUUUCGUCGGGAUUCAGAGCAAUAAAGGACUUCUCGGACACGACAUGGUGGCAGCGGUGGUCACUCCAGCCUGACAUCGCCGACGACGUUCAACGCAACGGUCCGCGCCACGAGUCCAUCGAGACGAUGUCUCUGGGAGUCACAACGUCGACCACACCGGCAUCGAACACAACAGCAUUCAAUCCGUUCGCGAUUGAAUUACCCGAGAAGUUGGACUUCCGCCACCCGCAAGAAUGAAAGCGAUGGUAUACAAGAUGGGAAAGAUAUCGCCUUAUUUCCGCGCUGAACAAGCAGGACGACGAAACGCAAGUCAGUGCAUUUCUUUAUGCAAUGGCACAAGAGUCGGAGGACGUUCUGCUCUCGUUGAGACUGUCCGAGGCGGACAGCAAGGUCUACAAGAAAGAGACUGAGGUAUUCGAUAAACACUUCGUUCCACGACGAAAUGUUAUUUACGAAAGAGCUUGCUUUAAUCAGCGACGACAAAUGGAGCACGAAUCAGUGGAGGACUUCGUCACGGACCUUCACAGGCUCGCCGACACGUGCGAGUUUGGAACAUUGAAGAUGGAGCUCAUCAGGGACAGACUUGUAGUCGGACUCCUGGACAAGGCAGUUAGCCUCAAGCUGCAAAUGGACCGGGACCUUACGCUAGAUUCUGCUGUCAGCAGAGCCAGGAAUGCACAGCCUGUUAAAAGUCAGCAGAAGGUCGUGCACGCAGACACCGGUGGAGCGCCAGAAGCUCCAGUCGUCGCAGAGCUGCGACAGUUGAAACGGAAGGGUGCUGGUGACAGAAAGCCCAUGAAAGACUCCUUACGGGAUCUAGCACGCAAGCACGGUACGCCAUGCAGAUGGUGUGGACAAACGCUGCAACAUCAGCGAACAGCGUGUCCUGCCUACGGAAAGCAGUGUGCCAGCUGUAGGAAGAUAGGCCACUUCUCCGUCGUCUGCAUGUCUGCGGACAAACGACGGCAUAAGACGACCCGGAACACUUCAGACGCAGCCCGUCACACAAUGGAGCUGUACCUGCGCGAAGUCUCUGCGACACCCAAGGAUGCACCCUGGGUGAUAGCAGCCAGAGUGAAUGACGAGCUCGUCAACUUCAAAGUGGACACUGGAGCUGAUAUCACAGCGAUACCCAGCGCAGUCUACGACAGGAGAACAAUGGGGCCGAUAAAGAAAACGUCUCCACGCCUGUACGGACCUGGGCGAACGCCCAUCAACACUACGGGGGAGAUCGAAACAGUCAUCAGCUGGAACGAAGCGCCGUCAGUGCAGAGGGUGUUUCUGGUCGACGGCUUUCAGAAUCCGCUCCUUGGACGACCAGCGAUACAGGCAUUGGGCGUGCUCGCGCACUUGGAAGAAAUCCAAGCAGAGUGUACUCUCGAUAGAAUUGCAGCAAAAUUUCUAUCACUCUUCAGCCCUUUGGGACAGAUGAAGACUUCGUGCACGAUCAAGUUAGCACCGCGUUCUACGCCGUACGCACUAGCAUGCCCAAGACACGUGCCUUUGCUUCUCUUACCGAGGGUUCAAGACGAGCUAGGUCGCAUGGAAGGACUUGGUGUCACGGUGAAGGUCGAUUCCGCUACCGAAUGGUGCGCUCUAAUGGUAGUCGUGAAGAAGAGCGAUUCCCAGCUAAGAAUAUGCGUCGACUACGGAGAAUUGGACAAACAGAUCCUGAGUGAACGCCUCAUAAUUUCGACAGUAGAAGAGAACUUGGCAAAAAUUGGCGGGGCAACGAUAUUCAGUAAGCUAGACGCAAACUCCGGAUACUGGCAGGCACCGCUUACCCCAGAAAGUUAGGACUUGACGACUUUCAUUACGCCGUUAGGAAGAUCCAAGUUCACCCGGUUACCGUUCGACAUUUCGACAGCUCCCGAGUUCUUCCAGCGCCAGGUGCUCCGUGUUCUAGAAGGCCUUGACGGUCAAAUAUGUCACAUGGAUGACAUUCUCAUUUUCGGCAAGGACUUACAAGAGCAUGACCGCAGGCUGGAUGCCAUGCUGCAAAGACUCACUCAAGCCGGCAUUACUUUGAGCAGGAACAAGUGCGAGCUGAAGAAGACAUCGGUGAAAUUCCUGGGACAUAUCUUGAGCUAUGACGGCAUCGCGCCAAACCCCACUAAGACGAAAGCAGUCAGGGAUCUACCUCCGCCAAAAGACCUGGGAGAAUUAAGAUCGUUUCUUGGGAUGGUCAACCACUUAAUGAAAUUCCUACUCUAUCUUUCCGACAAAACCAGGCCACUGAGGGAUCUUCUUCAGGGCAAGUCUUCAUGGGUUUGGGACCAGCCGUAGCAAGAGGCAUUCGAAAGGAUCAAAAGGGAGUUGGAGCAGCCGCCAACGCUUGCGUACUACGUUCCUGGCAGACCGACCACUCUUUCGGUGGACGCCUCGUCGUACGGCCUGGGAGCUGUACUGCUAUAAGAAAGCGACGACGGACGAAGACGACGAAUCCCGCUCACUGUCCGACGCAGAACAGAAGUAUGCGCAUGUAGAAAAAGAGGCUUUGGCGAUAACAUCGGGUAUCGAGCGAUUUCGUAUAUAUCUUCUCGGACAAAAGUUCCACAUAGAGACGGACCACAAGCCGUUGAUUCCACUGUUCACUACGAAGCACAUCGACGAGAUGUCGCCACGUCUCCAAAGGCUGCGACUUAAGAUUCUGGAGUACGAUUUCACGAUCGCACACGUACUAGGGAAGUGCCUGUUCAUGGCAGACGUGCUGUCACGGAAUCCAAGCAAGGACGACUCUGGAUAGGCUCUCCAGGCCACAAUACAAGAGUACGAGCUCCUGACGAUGGAUCUGCUGCGAGCGUCACCACAGAUGUUGGACGUCAUCAGGAGUGAGCUCCGGAUGGACCCUGUAUGCUUGGACGUCAUGCGGUAAUCUAAGACACAGCGGCCACCACAGGAAGAGUUAACGCCGGAUCUCCGAAAGUACAGCACAGUUGCCCCCGAACUUUCCGUAGUUCAAGGACUCCUCGUGAGAGGCGCACGCCUGGUGAUCCCGCCAUCGAUGAGGGAAGAAGUACUAGCCAAAAUACACACAGGACAUCAAGGAAUUGUGAGAUGCCGCGCAAGGAUACGAGAAUCGGUGUGGUGGCUCGCUAUUGCUCGACAGAUGCAGGACUACAUCGUCAGGUGCCCGGUAUGCCAGUCGGAAAGGAAGCCUGCCGCGGAGCCUCUUUUGCAAACCGCCUUGCCCGAUCGUCCGUGGCGAGUAGUCGGAAUAGAUCUGUUCUACGGCAGCAACGGAAUUACCUGAUUGUCGUGGACUACUACUCCCGCUUCUUAGAGAUAGAGCAGAUGAAAAGAACCAUAGUGCAAGACGUCGUUCGCGCGCUGAAGCGCAUAUUCGCCCGGUUUGGGAAUCCGAAGACCGAUAACAGGCCACUCUUUGCCUCUAGGGAGUUCAGUACGUUCAUUCCACAGAUAGAUGCUCAGUAUGUCACCAGCAGCCCAUACUACGCUCAAAGGAACGGGAUGGUUGAAAGGACCGUGGGAACUGCGAAAGCGCUUCUGAAGAAGUCGCGGAUUUCGAAGACGCGCUUCUAGCCCACCGGACGACUCCUGGCGUCGAAGGCUGUUCCCCAGCCCAACUACCGAUGGGGCGUCGCCUGCGUACAGCCGUCCCAACGGCGCAGCAGCUUCUACAUCCGAAAUGGCCGGACCUUCGGGUAUACCGGAAAAGACACCGCCAGCAGCAGCGGGCUCAGGCUGGGCAUUACAACAGGAGACGACGAGCAAGAGAAAGAGUGCCUCUGGAGCGGAAUGCCCGUGUGAGAAUAUUCUGCGGCAUGGCGAUGCGAGGAACUGUGCUUGAGCAGACGACAACUCCACGAUCCUACGAAGCCGUGUUGUGCGUCGUGCCAGCCGUCACCCGCAGACCGUGCUAGAGACAGGACGGGAACUAAGGACUCGUUCGGCCAGAGAAAUCAGGCCUCCUGCGAGGUAUCAAUGUACAUAACCAGUUUGGAAAAAAGGGAGGUGUCGUAUGAGCCGAUAAAGAGGCCGACGACGAUAGUGUGAUGAGGCGCGUGGACAUUCUAGCCACGUGCCGAGGUUUGCUGUUCGGGGGAAAUUUUGUACGUUGUGACUUUUCGUCGGGAUUCAGAGCAAUAAAGGACUUCUCGGACACGACAAGCAGCAUAUUGUUAGUGCUUUGAUGCAAGGUUCCCAGGAGCCAUUUUGCUGUAGCAUAUGCCAGGCACAGUUCCUCUCUUUGUUUACUGGGAAGCGAAUGCAGCGUCACAUCACAUUGAAAAACAGGGAGGUAACGGAAGCUGCACGUAGAAGGUCUCGGGACGGCAAAUGCGAAAAAGUGUAAGAGUAAGCAGAUGAUGCAGUUGAACUUCCAUACAUAGUGAACAUGCACGCGGUGAAGUUACGGAUGUAGUGAAAAAAACAAAACAAAAACAUGGGAUCCAUAUUAGAGGGACAGUCUGGAGCUAAUGGCUAAUUUUGAGAUUAGAGUUGUACUGCACUAAGUCACACAUAGCUGUCAAAUGCAAAAUUUCACCCAGCAGUACUGUGCCUCAGUAACAAUCUUUGCCCUUUUUAAUUAGAAAUCACUUAUUAGUAGGGCUGCCCUACUUUUCUGCAUUUGAGCUUGUUGUAUUGAUGAACUGUAA
Messenger RNA from Ornithodoros turicata, 7213 nucleotides. RefSeq lists its product as uncharacterized. Lineage: Eukaryota; Metazoa; Arthropoda; Arachnida; Ixodida; Argasidae. The record is from RefSeq and is a predicted model, not a curated record. Gene Ontology annotation, biological process: proteolysis. The coding region runs from base 2925 to 4391 and encodes 488 amino acids. Gene Ontology annotation, molecular function: aspartic-type endopeptidase activity. The transcript has 5 exons.